Exophiala dermatitidis NIH/UT8656 is the source of this 1542-nucleotide messenger RNA. RefSeq lists its product as uncharacterized. Gene Ontology annotation, biological process: DNA-templated transcription; positive regulation of transcription by RNA polymerase II. Bases 1 to 1542 code for a protein of 513 amino acids. Lineage: Eukaryota; Fungi; Ascomycota; Eurotiomycetes; Chaetothyriales; Herpotrichiellaceae. Gene Ontology annotation, molecular function: DNA-binding transcription factor activity, RNA polymerase II-specific; zinc ion binding; sequence-specific DNA binding. The transcript is spliced from 5 exons. The record is from RefSeq and is a predicted model, not a curated record.
AUGGCGAGCGGUAUCGUCAGAGCCUGUACUCGAUGUCAUUUCAAGAAAAUCAGGUGUGACGGCACGUCCGAAUGUCAGAAUUGUACAGAAGCUGGUACACCAUGUGAACCAUACACUAGACUCAAACGCAUCGAGGUGUACAACCACACAAGGAAAAGGUUGUCAUGGCUCGAGGACGAGCUUGCCUCAGUCUUCAAUGUCGACUGCCGUUCCCUCAAAACAGGUACUUCUCUAGGACCUGUGUUGAGGAGGGCUAAUGGCCAUAUCGUGGCGGCCCACACGACACCCACCCAGCUCACCCGACAAGAUCAACCUGUGCAGACAUUUGCUCCAGAGAAUCAUCAGGUCGGGCAAGAUGACACCACUCUCGAAAGUCCCCUCAAUAUGGAUGCCCCCGAGACAGGCUUGCUCGCUCUGAACGCCACUGGAGAGCUGCGCUAUCUUGGCCCCUCUUCCGGUUCAUUCUUUGCCAGCUACGCUGCUUCUUUGGCUCGAUCGUGCGUGCCGGCUCAGAACAACCGAGGUGGUCCUUCAAGUACCACUGAUAAUUCCAACAGCAACGAAAGGGCGGUCAACGUGACCAACCUGAAUCAAAUCCUUUCCCCAGAGUCUAUUCGAUUGCUCACUCGCUCCUUCAAACUCUGGAUAUUGCCUCUUUACCCACUGUUCACGCAUACUGAUCUGAACAGCCUUGUCGGAAGAUGCGAGAACUUUCAAACCACCCCUCGGACGGAAGAUUUUGCGCAAAGCCGUGAGAUUAUUAUCUUCUACCUUGUGAUGGCCUUGGGUACCACCAAUGUCACAAAUACGUUCAAAGAAUCCCAAAAUGCAGCACCACCGAGGUGCUCUCUGCCAUCUGCAAGCCUUCUUUAUGGAACAGCACUCGAUUUGUUCGAACAUAACGUACAACAUCUCCGUCCAAGCAUGUCCCUCAUACAGAUACUCCUGUUGAUUUCCAUUUAUAGCUCCUAUGGACCUAGUGGCUUGAGUCAAUGGCAGCUUGCAGGCCUGGCCAUGCGGAUGGCCGUGGAACUUGGUCUUCAUUGUUCCCACCGUAACUGGCGGAUUACUGAAGAUGAUAUCGACCGGCGCAAUCGAGUAUUCUGGACGGCGUAUGUCAUUGAGACCACGCUUGCCUAUAACCUUGGGAGGCCGCCUAGCAUCGUGAAUGAUCACAUCACCGCCAAGUUGCCAGUGUGUCUAGGCGAGGGCGGUCUCGCUGUGCACCACGUCAGACAUAGGAUGAUUCAGAACAAGAUCAUAUCGUCAGUCUAUUUUACAAAUCCCGCCCAACCUCCCGACCAGGAGAGUAGAUGUCGAGUCAUACGGGAUCUGCAGGCAGAGCUUGACGAUUGGAGAACGCGUCUGGGUGAAAUAUACCGGCAAGAACAAAGCUCGUCUUAUCCGCUCAGCUAUUGGAAAGGCUUUAUCAUGGAACGUCUUUCGUGUUACAUCGAUCUAGUCCAUUAUGCCCACACCCUUCGGCCGAAUCAGCAGAGCAAUGUAUUCGAUCAGCCGGGACUUAUAUCGACAACCUACUGA